Molecule: messenger RNA, 1805 nt
Organism: Scaptodrosophila lebanonensis
Lineage: Eukaryota; Metazoa; Arthropoda; Insecta; Diptera; Drosophilidae
Gene: Nop60B
Product: H/ACA ribonucleoprotein complex subunit 4
Exons: 6
Coding region: 97-1623 (508 amino acids)
Biological process (GO): mRNA pseudouridine synthesis; snRNA pseudouridine synthesis; box H/ACA sno(s)RNA 3'-end processing
Cellular component (GO): box H/ACA snoRNP complex
Molecular function (GO): pseudouridine synthase activity; RNA binding
Source: RefSeq, a predicted model, not a curated record
GGCAACACGUGUUUGUCUCGGCCAUUUUAUUUUACCUCACAGCGCGUGCAAACGUCUUUUCGGCUGCUGCACGUUUUGUUAAAUUAAACAACCAUAAUGGCAGAUAUUGAGCUGAAGAAAGAAAAGAAAAAGAAAAAAAUCAAGCAGGAGCCGGUUGAUGCCGACGACAUUGGCACUUUGCAGAAGCAGGGCGAAUUUCAAAUAAAACCCUCGUCAAAGAUAGCACAGCUAGACACAUCCCAGUGGCCGUUGUUAUUGAAGAACUUUGAUAAACUAAAUAUACGCUCGAAUCACUACACUCCCUUGGCACAUGGUUCCUCGCCACUUAAUCGUGAAAUCAAAGAAUAUAUCAAAUCUGGAUUUAUUAAUCUCGACAAGCCUUCGAAUCCUAGCUCGCAUGAAGUUGUCGCCUGGAUAAAGCGCAUAUUGAAAGUUGAGAAAACCGGCCAUUCGGGCACAUUAGAUCCUAAAGUCACUGGUUGUCUGAUUGUUUGCAUUGACCGUGCCACCCGCUUAGUCAAGUCACAACAAAGCGCCGGCAAAGAGUAUGUAGCCAUAUUUAAGUUGCACGGCCCUGUUGAGUCUGUGGCCAAAGUGCGUCAGGGUUUGGAAAAACUGCGUGGUGCGCUUUUCCAACGACCACCUCUUAUUUCGGCUGUGAAGCGUCAAUUGCGUGUACGCACUGUCUACGACAGCAAACUACUGGACUAUGAUCCUGCCCGUAAUAUGGGUGUUUUUUGGGUUAGUUGCGAAGCCGGUUCGUACAUACGUACCAUGUGCGUGCACUUAGGCCUAGUACUUGGCGUUGGCGGCCAAAUGUUGGAGUUAAGACGCGUACGAUCGGGCAUUCAGACUGAGCGCGAUGAAAUGGUCACAAUGCACGACGUUCUCGAUGCGAUGUGGCUGUACGAGAACCACAAGGACGAGUCCAUGCUACGGCGUGUUAUAAAGCCGUUGGAGGGAUUGCUGGUCAACCACAAGCGCAUUAUCAUGAAGGACAGCUCGGUCAAUGCUGUUUGUUAUGGUGCCAAAAUUAUGCUGCCAGGUGUGUUGCGCUACGAGGAUGGAAUUGAAAUUGAUCAGGAGAUUGUCAUAUGCACAACAAAGGGAGAGGCCAUAUGUCUGGCAAUAGCACUGAUGACCACAGCGACCAUGUCUUCCUGCGAUCACGGUGUCGUAGCUAAAAUCAAACGUGUAAUAAUGGAACGCGACACCUAUCCACGGAAAUGGGGUCUCGGUCCUAAGGCAUCGGCGAAAAAGGCGCUCAUUGCGAGUGGUAAGCUCGACAAAUACGGUCGGCCCAAUGAGAACACACCAAAGGAAUGGUUAACGGGCUUUGUCGAUUAUAAUGCUAAGAAACCGGCAGCAGCAGUGGCGCCACAGUCACAGCCAAGCAAUGGAUCAAAUGAGGCUAGCAAGCGCAAGCAUAGCAUCUCUAGUGCCGAAGAAUCUGCCACUGAGGCCGCACCAUCAAAGAAAGAUAAAAAAAAGAAACACAAGGGUGGUGAGGAGGGGCCAGCCGAAGAGGCAGAGGUGAAAGAAACCACUUCAGACGAGAAAAAAGAUAAGAAAAAGAAGAAGAAGAAGGACAAAGAUAGGGACAGAGAGGAACCUCAGGAAUAAUUUUACAUAUACCCACGGCUUUAGAAACUCUUGUUGUGAGAGUGUAGAAUGAAUCAUUAUUUGAUCAUCUUUUAGUUCCUAAGUUAAGAAAAGUUUCUAUUGUAGAAAUAACAAAUUUUCUACGCAUUUAAGUGACAUUCGCAAUGCAAUAAAUUGUAUUUUUUAUUGUACUAUAAUAUGUA